GCAAGUAUCCUGGCCGGCCAACUCCACUUGUCACACUUCUCGAGACCUCUAACCGCCCACUUCCACUCCAUGAUCGUCUAUACAUACAUAUCUGAACCCCUUCAUGAACUUCCAUCUCCACCGAGAUACAAUCUUCGAAAGAUUGACCUUCAACUGUAAACACUGCUAUCCAUCAUAUAGUAGCACCCAUGGAGUGGUCGAUACAGUACUCGCCGCUUCAGCUGCAGCCGGUUGAGAUGCAGCAAAAGACAGCCGACCUCUCCUUCCUCGGGCGGCGGACAAUGGCGCCCAGGCCUUUGUCAGAAGCCACCGAGAUCUUUGACACUGACAACGAGGACGACUCCGAGUCCCUCCCCAGACCCUGGGACUCACAAGAUGAUGAUAGUGAAUCGACUCUAUCAUCCAGCCGCGACGAGCUCCCUACCCCGCCUCACAGUGGUGGCCUUGACGGCUUCGAGUUCCAUUUCGAUGACCGCGCAGUGUUGGGCCCCCAAGGGCCUCACUUGUUCAGAGACACCCCUGAGAUCCUGACAAAUCCCGACGACGAUGUCUUCCUCAACUUGUCCCCGGCUGCCGAGCCGAAGACCCCAGCCAAACCCAUCAACGCCCUCAACACUGCAGUGGCAGAACUCGACGAGUCACAAGUUCGAAACUGGACUCCUCGACAAGUCGCCGACUGGAUGGCUGAGGCGGGCUUCGAGCAAACGGUCGUGGAGAAAUUUCUCAUUCACGACAUCUCCGGCAGUGUCCUAAUCGACCUUCAAUUCGAGGAUCUCAAGGAACUCGAUAUCAGCUCCUUUGGCAAGCGUCACAGAGUCAUGAGCUCCAUCCACCAACUCCGAAACAGCAGCAUGAUUUCCCUUGAAGCACCCCUCUCAAGGACUCCUUCGAGAAACACGCGAAGUCCUCGGGCUGUGCAACGCGCUGCUCGCCCAGAAGAAUGCCACGUCGUUGUGGAUCGAUCUCGCUCCCGCAGGCGAGCUCGCCAGCCCGACAUCGUCACCCCCGCCGAGUCCAUAUCCAUUGUUGGCAUUGAGCAGGUCCUCCCCAAAGAGCACAAGUGCUCCAAAGGCGAAGACUGCCCCAAGUGGCAAAAGCAGCAACGGAGGAUCCUCCGCAUGCAGCGGGCAUGGGAGGAUGACGCACAUCGGCCUGUGUCUGAGGCCCGCUCCGAAGCCUUGCCGUCGGUCGUUGGCUCAUCAGACGUCCUGGGACCUUCCUCUGUGAAGAUCACCGCUGAAACCUUGAGCGGCGUCCAGCCUCGCGACCCCCAGGAGAGCGUCCGACAGUUCCUCAACUUCCAGCACCUCCACAACCCAUCGCACUCGAGUAACCCUUCGCCUCCUCCUGCCGCUUCUGCUUCAUAUGCCGUCAAGUCCGCUCACCUCGCCGAGCACCUCCGUGGGCUUCCUAAGCUCACCAUCCCUGUGGGACAAGCUCAAGACGAAAUUCCCUCGAGGACGCCCAUCUCCGCCCUCCAACAACCCACUCAGAUCCAGGCUCAACUCAAGGCCCAGCUCCAGCGCGAUCCAUACCACUAUGGCGGCGUUGCAUCUCCCGCGGACAUCUACCGCAUCGACACUCCCAUGUCGGCCACUGAUAUUCCUGUCACUGCCAUGGCUGCGGAUCCUUGCCAACGCGAUGUCUCUCAAUCUGUCCCCCCGGAGAUGCGAUAUGGCGCCGCUCCAGUGACGAUCAGCCCGCCUGAGCCCAUUCAGCGCUGCGUCUCAACCCAGCCUGCUCCUCCUCGGCGCCACAUCCGCCAGCAGUCUUUCACGCCCUCAGUGGCCCCCGUCAAGGAGAACGAUGCACAUGUGCCUCGUGCUGCCGCCCGAGUGACUGAACUCGACCUCGCCAACCAUCAAGGCUGGAUGCGGAAACGCAAGACGACCCGCAUGCUCCGACAUGAAUGGCAAGACAACUACUGCACCCUGGUUGGCAACAAGCUGACGAUGCACGACACUCACUAUGCCAACGCCACUGCGCUCGAGGACAUCGACGUGGAUGAGUACACACUGCACGCCUGCGCACAAGCGUCGAGCUCGAAGCUCAGCGCUGCGUUCAAGAAGAGUCUCCUCGGCCAGGGCAAGAGUCCCGCCGGCGACCAAUCAUUCGCCUUCUCCCUGAUCCCGGAUAACGAAAAGGUAAACAAGAAGAUCUUCGAAAAGGGCCAGAAGUCCCACCACUUUGCCGUCGACAGCUCCAAGGAGCGCAUCGAGUGGAUGAGAAAGCUGAUGCUGGCCAAGGCCAUGAAGAAGAACGACGCCUGCCGGAUCUGAAACUGCGCCGUCCUACUCGCCUUCCGUUACUACUACUACCUCCCUGUGAAUACUCUCCUCUUCUCAUGACUGAACGACUCUCCUACCAAGAUGUUGCCUCGCGGCAAUUCUCCUUUUUCUCACACCGUCCCCAUCAGCUCCCUUCUAUUACCUUGCAUCAGCCUCAGGAGAACAGCAACGCAACGGGAAUCAUCAUCUAUCAAUCACCUAUCAGCCUUGUUCUGCAUUUAGCGACCGGAGCAUUUAACAUUUUGACCUACGUACGACCGACCUUACCUGUCUGAUGGAUGGCGACCAUGAUCAGAUCAGGGACUUUUUGAGGGUUUGUCUGUUGUUGUCUGAUCUACUUCUUACUACACUAUUGUUGACCGAGAUACCCCCAACAUCUUCUAUCUUUCUACCAACUUGUCCCUUCCCAGUGGAGGGUACCAGCGAAAUCUCCUUUGUUGCAACACACACCCUCACUGCCACUGAGCAGUUGUCCCAGACCCUUCUGAGGAAGGAUGGGCUCUUUGAGCCGUGGACAAGAGUCCUCGUGCAUCCUCUAUAUAGCUACUAGCCUAGUCAACCAAAUCAUUGGGAGAGGUGAUGAGCCUGUCUCAUUGCCUCUAAUGAAAGAAAACAUUCUAUAACCCUUUUUGG
Molecule: messenger RNA, 2921 nt
Organism: Cladophialophora immunda
Lineage: Eukaryota; Fungi; Ascomycota; Eurotiomycetes; Chaetothyriales; Herpotrichiellaceae
Exons: 1
Coding region: 189-2279 (696 amino acids)
Molecular function (GO): protein binding
Source: RefSeq, a predicted model, not a curated record